Messenger RNA from Fusarium graminearum PH-1, 3324 nucleotides. RefSeq lists its product as uncharacterized. The transcript has 2 exons. Gene Ontology annotation, molecular function: ATP-dependent chromatin remodeler activity; ATP binding. The coding region runs from base 1 to 3324 and encodes 1107 amino acids. The record is from RefSeq and is a predicted model, not a curated record. Lineage: Eukaryota; Fungi; Ascomycota; Sordariomycetes; Hypocreales; Nectriaceae.
AUGUGCCUCAAGACAUCACCUCUAAUUCCCAUUGGAUCUUUAACGAUUAACAAAGAAGAACUAAGUCCAGAAUCGAGAGUAUGGGCUUCGGAUAAUCUCGAAGGGUGGAAAAGGUUUCGUUCUUUGUCAAGUGGCUCAGACAUCAACCAUCACGACACUUAUCUACCCAACGAUCUGGAGGUCAAGUUGACAAAGAUAAAACGACUCAAACAACACUUCGACUUGUGUCAAAAGUCCUGGGUGAGACUUGAAUUCAAUGUCAGCAAUCAAUAUUCCGAUCGAGGCACUUUGAGGCUAUACUUCCUCCCGGAUGACGCGCUGCGCCGCACCGUCAAUCGAUCAGAUCGGUCCUUGCUCAGAUCUAGAGACAAAAUCCUCGAUCAAUUGAACUACUCUCAAGAAGCAUGGAACGGAAACACUGAUGCUAAAUGGCUGCACAGGUCGCACAUCUGCACGUCUAUCAACUUGAAAAGCGACCAGGAAGAAGGCAUAUCCCUUCUUCAGCUCUUUAACAACAUCCCAUCACCUGCGCCUGAAAUUAACUUUGUCGAGAAUCUCUAUGACAGAUCAGUCAUCCGCAAUCUUUUGAACGGCACAAUUGUGGGCUUGAAUUCAGAGCUGUAUCCUUACCAACGGAGGUCGGCAGCGUUGAUGUUGCAAAAAGAGGUUCAACCGGAGCAGAUUCUCGACCCCCGAUUACUUCAAAUCCAGGACCAAGAAGGCGGAUCUUGGUACUUUGACCCAGUCUCCAGUACAAUCUUGAAGGAUCCACGCUAUUAUGAUGGCGUUUGUGGUGGCAUUCUCGCCGAAGAGAUGGGUGCCGGCAAAACCAUCAUCUGCCUCGCACUCAUUCUUGCUACUAGAGAUCUACCGGCACAGCCUCCUGAGCAUUUAAGCGUUGGGGAUCGUCCAGUAAGGAAGGGCUUGGCUUCUCUAGCAGACAUGGCCGCUUCCUGUGCUACAAGACACUCGGUCCCAUGGAAACCCUGGUUCGGCCUUCUCAAGGCACAGUCGGGCCACGAAUACACACGAUGUAUUCAAGCACUCGAACAAAACCCUGGUCAUUACUUUGUUCCGCCACCAAAGACACGGCGAACCGCAAGACGUUCUGCCGGGACAGUUGAACUGUCCAAGAAGCAGGUUUAUCUCAGCAAUGGAAGCAUCGUCGUAGUACCUUCCAACCUGCUAGCGCAGUGGAAGCAGGAGAUUAAAAAACAUACCGAGGAUUUGAGGGUUCUGGUAAUGGAAGGGCACGAUCACUUGCCACCGCCAAAAGUUCUGCUAGAGUACGACAUGAUUCUAUUUUCUCAGUCUCGACUAGAAGCACUGAAAAGACAAGCAGGGGGGGUCGAUGCCUCUCCGUUGUCACAGGUUCAUUUCAAACGAUGCAUCGUUGACGAGGGACACAAGCUUGGUAAUUCCAGAAUAAGUGGCAAGAGUGAUAUGCUGCUGGUUUUGGAAUCCCUACAUGUCUCGUCGCGGUGGAUUGUGACUGGUACCCCGUCUCAUGGUUUGUACGGAGUAGAUGCUCAAAAGAGGGCCAGUGAAUCAAAUGGUGUACAACGCGAGGACAGCAUCUCGACAGAAGCUGACGCGAAUGAGAGCCACUCUGAUCUCGAGAUGGAAACGAAAGAUUUGACAAGAAUAGGCGCGAUUGCAGCGCUCUAUCUUAAAGCUCGACCCUGGGCGAACACCUCUCUGGAACCUGGGGAUACUACAGCGGAUUGGGCCAAGUAUAUGCUGCUUCCAAAGCACAAAUCGACUGGGCAAGGUCGUUGGGACAUCUUGAGAUCUACCUUGAACUCCCUCAUCAUCAGGCACCGCCUCGCAGAAGUUGGCGAUUUAUUACCUCCCGUGAACGAAAAAUUGGUCGUUUUAGAGGGUUCGUACCAAGAUCAAAUGUCACUCAACAUAUUCUCGAUGAUGAUCAUCUUCAACGCCGUACAAUCUCAGCGAACCGACAUGGACUACUUCUUCCACGCCAAGCAGCGGAAAGCACUGAUGCAGGUUGUUCAAAAUCUCAAGCAAGCAAGCUUCUUUGGUGGUUCUUUCUAUUCGCGGCGAGAUAUUGUGAAAGCUGUCGAGACUGCUGAAGGGUUCCUCCAGGAAAAGAAAAUCCCCAUCAGCGAUAAAGAUCACUGCCUCCUUGAGCAAGCCAUACAGUUUGGCCAUGUCGUAAUAGACAACAAGCUCAAGGCGCUGGGUAAUCAAUUUCACGAGAUGCCAGUAUUCGUCAAGGGCAUACCGCAAAGUCUCAGCUCGUCUUGGUCACUGGAUGGUGACACAGGAGAUGGCAUGUGUAGCUCAUCAAACAUGCUAGUGGCCCUUCAGAAACUCGUCUACAAAUCGGUGUCAAAGCCUGACAAGUUCAACUCACUGCUCAACGGCCAGCUAGCCCAAGAGGGAGUUAUGGAGAGAGAGCGCAUGCUUGCGUCGGAUGAUCCAGAAAUGAAUUCGCAAACACUGGCUGGAAAUACGAAACUAGGAAAUGACCAGCACCCAAGCAUACGUGCUCGGAGUACGAAGGAUGCAAAGCCUGAAGCUGAGGCCAUCCUUGAUGGUGCUCUUGGGCCUUUAGAAGAAGCAAGAAUAACGUCUACUGCAUCCAUAAAGCUUUCGUAUCUGAUUGACAAUAUUCUGAGAUACCAGGAAGACGAAAAGAUACUCAUCUUCUAUGAAAAUGACAAUAUUGCAUGGUACCUAGCGGGUAUGCUUGAAGUUGCAGCUUUUGGUCUGGACAUGAGAGAGGCAUCGAGGAUAUUCUUUAUCAGUCCAGUACUCAAUCCACAGGUGGAAGCGCAGGCCAUUGGUCGUGCGCGUCGCAUUAGUCAGAAAAAGGCGGUAUUCGUUGAGACAUUGGUGUUGAAGGACAGCAUAGAAGAGGUGAUAUUGGAACGAAAACAACACAUGACGCAGGCGGAACACCACCGAGUGCAAUCGAUUCUGGACGUUGGUCCGAUCUACAACUGGAUCAAGAACGCACGAAUCAACCCAAUGCCGAUGGCUGAAGGCGAACUCAGCAAAGAAGGUCAGAUGGCACCUCUCGGCACGCCUCAGUACAUCUUCAGAAGGGGAUUCGGGCGCACUAUGCACCCUGACGAAGGAUUGGUAUUGGAUGACUCCCCCACAAAGAAUACAAGCGAUGCAGGGAUGAUUCUCGGAAGUCUUGAGAUGACGAAUGGACCCAAGCGGACAUCGCAAUCCGACAAAGUUACAAUUGGCGAGCAUCAUAAUGAAGGCACAGCUUCGUCAAGCACCACAAGCGAUAUCGCCGCGCGUCCAUCGAAAAGAGUGCGCUUUGCCGGCAGUUCAGAGGAAGAUUAA